Messenger RNA from Besnoitia besnoiti, 1143 nucleotides. RefSeq names its product alanine dehydrogenase. Gene Ontology annotation, cellular component: plasma membrane. Gene Ontology annotation, biological process: L-alanine catabolic process. Gene Ontology annotation, molecular function: L-alanine dehydrogenase (NAD+) activity. NCBI's taxonomy places the organism in Eukaryota, Apicomplexa, Conoidasida, Eucoccidiorida, Sarcocystidae. The record is from RefSeq and is a predicted model, not a curated record. The transcript is spliced from 2 exons. The coding region runs from base 1 to 1143 and encodes 380 amino acids.
AUGAUCAUCGGAUGCCCUUUGGAACACAAACACGAUGAGGGACGGGUUGCGCUUACUCCAUGGGGCGCCUUGGAACUCGUGAAGGCAGGCCAUGAAGUCCUGAUUGAAAAGGAUGCGGGCAAGAAAGCUGGCUUCGGGGAUGAAGAAUAUGUUCUACACGGGGCGGAGAUCGUUGGCUCCACACGGGAGCUGUACGCACGCUCCGAUAUGGUAGUGAAGGUAAAGGAGCCACAACACGAUGAGUGGAAGCUGGUCAAAGCGGGUCAAGUGAUCUUCUGCUAUUUCCACUUCUGCGCAAGUCAGGGUCUGACUCAGGCAAUGCUGGACAGUGGGGCAGUAUGUUUCAGCUACGAGACGGUUCAGAAAGAUGGGCGGUUGCCUCUCCUUGAGCCUAUGUCUGAAAUUGCCGGGAAGUUGUCGGUUCAAUGCGGAAUGCAUUUCUUAGAGACACCUUCUGGAGGAGCAGGGAUAUUACUGUCGGGAGUUCCAGGCGUUCGCCGUGGUCGCGUCCUCGUUAUCGGAGGGGGAGUUGUUGGAUCAAACGCGGCCGCUGCUGCUGCCGGCGCAGGAGCAGAUGUGAUAAUUCUCGACAACAACGUGGAUCGUCUUCGGACGCUUAGCAGCUUCAUGCCCCCGAAUGUUAGCACCCGCUAUGCGUGUGAAGAAGCUCUACUAGAGCAGCUUCCUACCUGCGAUUUGCUUAUCGGAGCGGUCUUACUGCCAGGUCGGAAGGCGCCGAAGAUUGUUCGACGGGAACACCUCAAGCACAUGAAGCGCGGAGCCGUGGUGGUUGACGUUGCCGUCGACCACGGCGGAUGCAUCGAAACAACGCGUGUUACGCGCCAUAGUGACCCUGUGUACGAAGUGGAUGGUGUCAUUCACUAUGGAGUUGCCAACAUGCCAGCUGCAGUGUCGCGAACGAGCACACUGGCUCUCACAAACGCUACAUUGCCGUACGUGCUUCGUCUGGCGCAGCUCGGUUGGGUGCAAGCGUGCCUGACGGACCCCGCGCUAAUGCUGGGACUAAGCGUUGCUGAAGGAAAGGUUCUACACCCAGGGGUGGCCGAGGCAUUCAAUCUCGAUAGCGUUCCUCUGAGCGAGUUCCUUGAAAAUAAAGCUGCCGGAGAACGGAGGGCUCCCUGA